Molecule: messenger RNA, 2550 nt
Organism: Ochotona curzoniae (black-lipped pika)
Lineage: Eukaryota; Metazoa; Chordata; Mammalia; Lagomorpha; Ochotonidae
Gene: FAM110B
Product: family with sequence similarity 110 member B
Exons: 1
Coding region: 1-1149 (382 amino acids)
Source: RefSeq, a predicted model, not a curated record
AUGCCCACGGAGACGCUGCCCACAGGUAGCAUGGUGAAGCCGGUCAGCCCCGCGGGCACCUUCACCUCGGCGGUGCCCCUACGUAUCCUCAACAAAGGGCCCGACUACUUCCGCAGGCAGGCGGAGCCCAACCCCAAGCGGCUGAGCGCCGUGGAGCGGCUGGAGGCGGACAAGGCCAAGUAUGUCAAAAGCCAGGAGGUCAUCAACGCCAAGCAGGAGCCUGUGAAGCCCGCCGUGCUGGCCAAGCCACCGGUGUGUCCUGUCUCCAAGCGCGCGCUCGGCAGCCCCACGCUCAAGGUGUUCGGCAACCACGCCAAGACUGAGAGUGGUGUGCAGCGUGAGAACCUCAAGCUCGAGAUCCUGAAAAACAUCAUCAACAGCUCCGAGGGCUCCAGCUCGGGCUCAGGUCACAAGCACAGCUCCCGGAACUGGCCGCCACACCGGCCGGACACCAGUGACCUGCACCGUCACUCCUUCGCCGAGUCCCUCAAGGUCUACCCAACGCCUGGGCGCGGCAGCCCGCAGGAGAGCAGCUCGCACGUGAGCAGGAGGCUGCUGGAGCAGUCGGCCGAGUCCUUCUUGCACGUGUCCCACAGCUCCUCGGACAUCCGUAAAGUGUCCAGUGUGAAGCCCCUCAAAGCCAUCCCCUGCAGCAGCUCCGCUCCUCCCCUGCCUCCCAAACCUAAGGUCGCUGCCACCGCCGCGGCCACAGCCACAGCGAACUCCAUCGCGGGCGCCGUGAAGUCCCCAGAAGCCGCUGACCCCGUGGAACCCGCCUGUGGAGUGAGCCGCAGACCUUCGCUGCAGCGCUCUAAGUCAGACUUGAGUGACAGGUAUUUCCGAGUGGACGCCGACGUGGAGAGAUUCUUCAACUACUGCGGACUGGACCCAGAAGAGCUGGAGAACCUAGGCAUGGAGAACUUUGCAAGGGCUAACUCUGACAUCAUCUCCCUCAACUUCCGCAGCGCAAGCAUGAUCAGCUCAGACUGUGAACAGUCCCAGGACAGUAACAGUGACCUUAGAAAUGACGACAGUGCCAAUGAUCGGGUGCCCUAUGGCAUCUCCGCCAUUGAGAGGAAUGCGAGAAUCAUCAAGUGGUUGUAUAGCAUCAAGCAGGCGCGCGAGUCACAGAAGGUCUCGCACGUGUAAGACAGCGUGGAGAGGGAGGGGAGGAGUCCGUCUGUGCAUAUGCAGUCGUGAAGGUCGUGAGGUCUACCUUGAAGUGUUGUGAGCUUCUCGGCUCUUUGUGUUGCUUGUUGUGCAAUGUUUCCAAGUUGCAUGCCUGUCAACAUGGGGACUGGCCUGGCUUCCUCACCACCAUUGCCUCCGAGCCUGGCUGAACGCAACCUCAUCCGCCAAAGGUUCCAGGCCAGAAUCUGAUUAGGGCUUUGCUCUUCAGCAGAACUGUUUACACGGAAACAGUAGACGAUCCCUUCAAUAUUUAUGUGGUUCUUGUGUUUUUCUAUCCCACGCUCUUGUGUCUUAAUUAAACGUUUUCUCAACUGGCUUUGAAGUUGACAGCAGAAUCUUUUGCAAUAAAAAAGAAGCCGCUUUGCCUGCGAUGGGAGACCAUAACCAAGGGAGGGCCAGGGCAAUCAGUGGGAUCUGCUACCAAACUGGAAAAUGACUGAGCGAAUGGAGAGCCAGGCUGGGUUUUCUGUGGAAUCAAGUGGUGUCCCUGCUGUUAAUGGUUUACAUGUGGAAUUGCCCGUGCCACUUAGAGAGGCAACGGUGCUGUGUUUUGUGUCUGGUUUAGUGUGAACAUGGUGGUGUUUCUGUGUAAUAUUGACCCCGAAGAAAGACAGACAAUCAGAUUCAAUGAUAAGGGGUGGAAUGUAGCCAAGUUGGGUGAGCGGGGGGAUUGGUGUUGGUGUUUUCAUUUAAGGCAGUUCAGAAAGUUCUAAUUAUUAAGGUUUUACAGGUGUGGCCACCCUAAAACAGAUGCUGAAUGCCUUUCAUUUUUAAUUUUCUUUCCUUUUGUCAAGAACUAUUAACUUCACGCUAUUUCUCUGAACUUUCUCCCCUUGUUAUUUUCUGUGGGGGGAGGAGUGGGUCUGAUUUGGAUUUGAGCUGUCCGAAGACGUGAACAGAAACGGAAAUAGCGGCCGUACCAGCCUAGAGCAUCCCAUCUGAACCUUACCCGAGCCUUGUGCUUCUGUCUAGUCUGUGUUACUCUCUGCCGCUGUGGAUUUUUGUUACACCUGUAGGAAAGUAUAGAAACACGACACUCUGUAACUUUUCCACCCUGUGGUCUGUGGUGAUGCCUAUCAGCUUGUCCCCUUUUUUCCCAGUCACCUGUCCUCCAGGUGGGUUAGUUGGCUGUCAACCAGCUGACUGGGUCGUUUGGUAGCAGAGAGGGAACUGAGCAGGGGUCCACUUCAUUGCUCUUGUCGCCAAGCUCUGAAAUUCUCAGCAGUGCUACCUUAGACUUCAUCUGCUAAUAGAAAACUUUUUAUGGUGUAAAUUCUGUAAGACUUUGUACAUACUUCAGUUGUUAUGAAAUCUUUAAGGAAAAAAAAAAGUUAUGCUAAUAAAUAGCUCUGGUGCAGG